This is a messenger RNA of Mucor mucedo, 1175 nucleotides long. RefSeq names its product CTD kinase subunit gamma CTK3-domain-containing protein. NCBI's taxonomy places the organism in Eukaryota, Fungi, Mucoromycota, Mucoromycetes, Mucorales, Mucoraceae. The coding region runs from base 308 to 1003 and encodes 231 amino acids. The record is from RefSeq and is a predicted model, not a curated record. Gene Ontology annotation, biological process: positive regulation of transcription by RNA polymerase I; positive regulation of DNA-templated transcription, elongation. Gene Ontology annotation, cellular component: CTDK-1 complex. The transcript has 6 exons.
GAAUGCUUGAAUUGUCUGUAAUAAGCAGUCCAAGUAUAAUGUAUUUGCUAGAUUAUCAACAAACAAAUACAGACCACAUGGCAGUCCUUCAUAAUAAGGGGUAACUGCAGCUGAAAUAUACUGCAGAAGGGUUGUUGCCUGUGAAUGAUAGACGACAAUGGACAAUUGAGCACAUACAUGUUACCAAGGCAACAUCAAAGCGGAGUUUAAAUAAGUGAAUAGCAGGGAGUUUUUUUUUUUGUUGUCCGAGAAGAAAAUCUUUUUUCUCUCUCCCCCAACAACACCCACAAACUAAUUAAUCUUGCAAAUGGCGGAUGAAUCUGAUCCUUUUGAAUGUCGCUUGAUGUUUUCAUCUCUAUUAACUAAACUCAAUGCUUCACAACAAGCUAUUCAAAAGGUAGCCAAUUACGCCAUGCGACAUCGGAAUUUGUCUGAAGAUCUUUAUAGUUGCAUUAUUGAAGUCCUUGAACAGGCGUCCUAUAAUGCACGGUUAAAUAUAAUUUACGUCCUGGAUGCUAUAUUUUCUGCCAGUCAAAAAGCAAGAUAUUCCAGUUAUAUAGACCAAACACGUCCGGAUCUGCCUCGUAUCAUUCACGCCGUGGUGGCAGGUGGACCUCAAGGUGUACUGAACAUACCAAACACCCAAAAGAUUUUGAACAACUGGAAAAGAAAGGGGUAUUUUGAUGACAAGGAGUUGGAUGAAGCUGGCAAACCGCUAUUGGAGCAUGGUUCAAGCUUGCCUACAAAAACUAAUGCUGAGGCAUUUUCCAAAGAUGAUGUUUUGAGAAGGAUCGAAGAAGAUAGAGAAAGGCAUAAACGUUUAAGAGAAGAAAUUUGGAUUAGACCACCGGAGGAAAGUAAAGACGCCGAGUUUGAAGAGUUCUGGUCAACGACAGAAACACUGGAUCCUGAAUCCGAUUAUGAAAGCAUGAUGGUACAAAAUAUGUUGCGUUUACCACAUUACUCUUGGAACAUGAUGUUGAACCAACGAUCCACAUUAUAGCUAAAAUAACGCUUUGCGUGAGUAAAAUAAUAUGUAACCACACUGACUUUUUGUGCGUGUGUGUGUGCGCACUUUUGAGCGAUUUAAAAUAAACAUCAUGCAUUUUUUAUAAAUGUUUGACAAGGGAAACAUUGUUACACUAUUUCUUAUUAUUUGUUUCGGUAAUAUCGGG